AAAUAUUGCAUCACCGCAAAGGCCCCGGAUUGGAGCGAGAGAAGCAUUACAUUCUCCCAGUCGGUUUUACGAAAACAGUCUUUCGAGCGACAUGACAAACACACCGCUCGAAUAUUUGGACAGAAACGUAAGUUAUAGAGGGAUGGCAGAUUGAUAAAACAUCAAAUCGCACUCUUGAUUGUAUGCAUAUAAUUUAAAAGUUCCGGGUACAAUGUGGAAACCCCGAUGAAGCGGAAAUCCUGAGCUAAAGUUGUGUUUACGGCGAAGGAGUGGCUCAUACUGUCUCCACAAGGGUGAAGCUGUAGAAGAAUAACUGAAGAGAGAGAGAUAAGAUGCCUCCUCCCCCGCCACCCCCUGCCCCUCCCCCACCCCCAACCUUCGCUGUGGCAAACACACAGAAGCCAUCACUCAGCAAGAAUGAAGCACAAGGAAGAAACGCCUUACUGUCUGAUAUCGGAAAAGGUGCUCGCCUGAAGAAGGCCGUGACCAAUGACAGGAGUCAACCCGUCAUUGACAAACCCAAAGGUGGAGGUGGAGGAGGUGGAGGAGGUGGGGGAGGAGGAGGAGGAGGUGGAGGAGGAGGUGGAGGAGGAGGUGGCGGAGGAGGUGGCGGAGGAGGAGGACCAGUACUAGGAGGUCUCUUUGCAGGAGGCAUGCCCAAGCUUCGGUCCUCAGGAGGGAACAGUAACGGUAAUAAUCCCCCCAUGGUACCUCCAGGCGGCCGUUCCUCAGGCCCCAGACCGUUUGGUGGUGGGGGCCCCUCCGCUGGCCCUCCACGGUUCUCAGGGGCCCCAGCCUUUCCCCGGAGCAGCGCCCCCGACCUCCCCAGGGGACGGGCAGGCCCCCCGCGACCAGAGACCCCUGGCGGACCCCCUCCCCCAAUCCCCAACACCCCACGGCCCAACCAGAACUUCCAGAGCCGAGGGACCCCGCCUGUUCCAGGAGGAGCCCGGAUCCCCAGCUCAGCCCCGGCACCUCCACCACCCAACCUCGCAGGCAGACACCAAGGCUUGCCCCCUCCCCCUGGCCCUAUAGGGGCCCCGUCUGGGCCAAAACCCUCCUUUGGGGCCCCUCCGGUUCCCAGUAGUGGACGUCCCCCUCUACCCCCAGCCCCCCACCCUGGCAGACCCUCAGAGGACCCCUGGCCCCCACCCCCACCCCUGGGCCACCGGUCCUCCAUAUCCAGAGAUGGACCACCGCCACCAUCUUUCAACUCCAAGCCCCCCAGCUCGUCUUCCUCUCGGCCCUCCAUCGGCGGUGGUGGAGCUCCCCCUCUCCCUCCUGGCAGACCGGGCCCUCCACUGUUGCCCCCAACGCCUGCGGGAGGAGACGAACACACCCCCAGACUACCACAGAGGAACAUUUCACUCAACUCGCCGGCGCCGCCACCUGGCCGGUCAGGACCACUGCCACCCCCUCCCAGUGAGAGGCCGCCCCCUCUGGGUAAACCCCCAGGACGGACGGGCCCGCUCCCUCCCCCUCCCUCCUCAGGUCCACGUGGAGGCAGUAUAAGGUCAUCCCCAGUCCCUUCACCUCCUAACCGCCCGGGAGCAGAGCCCUCCCGUGGGGGACAACGGCCCCCGCUUCCACCAGACCGACCGGGAAUAGGAGGCCCUCCUCCCCCACCUCCUCCCAUGGGCAACGGCUUCCAGAACUCCCAUCACCAACACGUUGAUGAGUGGGAGGCCCGGUUCCAGUUCCACCCUGUCUCAGACCUCCCUGUCCCAGAGCCUUACGUGUCCUGUCAGAAGACAUACCCCAGCAAGUUGUCCAAGACUGACGGCAGAGGUUCAGAUAAAAAGUCCAGGGGUGCCCCCCCACUACCCCCUAUCCCCAGGUGAAGCGCUCGUUUUUGGGAUGUCUCCCCUCCCCUCCCCUCCCCUUCCCUCCCCUCCCCUCCUCUCCUCUCCCUCAGAGUACAUGCAUGUAAGUAUGUCACUCCCACUGCCUCUGUCUAUGAGGCUUAUAGCACCUCCAUGGAAGGACCAUAUUUGCAGUGGGACUCACGCAACCAUGUGUUUCUCUGCCUGGAGUUGACAGAAUAUUCUCAUUUAACGAACAGCACUCCAAACCAACCAAAGUCCCAACAGAGGCUCGUUUUAUAGGCUAUGCAUUUGGUUUCGCUCCACUAUGUAGUGUUGAAACUGUAUACUUUUGUUAUCAUUUUUCACUGUGCCUUUUUUUUUUUCCAAUUCCUGAUUGUAAUGAAGGAUCUUUAUGAGAUUUAAGAGAAACAGUCGUGUCGGAUACUGUGCCUGUCUUCGCCAAAGAGCAACCGAACUAUAGCAUAUCAGUUACAAUAUUCUAACCAUCAAAAAGGGUACUUCUCCAUACAGUUCCUGUGCAGUUCACGGCGUGUUUUUACACGGUAGAGACAAAAUGGACGCUUGUGUGUUACAGUAUGCGUUGAUUGAACUUUAGGUGAAAAUUGAAUGUUUUCUUUAUGCCUUGAAAGAAAAAAGAACUGUCACUCAUGACAGUUGUUAGUUUAAUUUUGUAUGAUUUGAGUUGUUGGGAAGGACUAUUUGUUUUUAUUUUCUAAGUUUUCUAUACGACUAUUUUUUUUCUAUACAGUUACAGUAUUAUCUUCUUCUUCUGUACUACAGCUCUGGGACGUCUCCGCUACUUGAUAUUAACAUCAAGCUUGUCUCAGAACCACUUGCAGAGUGACAAUCUAAUAUUUGACCUAUGAAAGUAAAUCAUUAAAUUGUAUUAAAAUGUUAGACAUGAUCCUGAAGUUAUGAUAUGAAUGAGCUUGCUCAUAGAAUUUGCAAGUGUUUAAUGUAUGCAAGGAGGAUGUGAAUAUGCUGGCUGUAUGCUGAUGUGUGAGAGAGAAGUGCUGUUUGGCCUCCGUGUUUUCUCUGAUCUGUAAAGACGAUAAUAUGCAUUUCUGAAUAGAGAAUGUGGGGAAUGGCAGGAGCAUGUGUGUUUGACCAAAGACAGUCGGCUGCACUAGGACGUAGUCUCUUCCCACAGAGGCAGUGUCUCAGAUACUACUUGCAUUGGAGACUACCUAGGACCAAACAGACAGAUACUACUUGCAUUGGAGACUACCUAGGACCAAACAGACAGAUACUACUUGCAUUGGAGACUACCUAGGACCAAACAGACAGAUACUACUUGCAUUGGAGACUACCUAGGACCAAACAGACAGAUACUACUUGCAUUGGAGACUACCUAGGACCAAACAGACAGAUACUACUUGC
This is a messenger RNA of Oncorhynchus tshawytscha (Chinook salmon), 3206 nucleotides long. RefSeq names its product WAS/WASL-interacting protein family member 1. Lineage: Eukaryota; Metazoa; Chordata; Actinopteri; Salmoniformes; Salmonidae. Gene Ontology annotation, molecular function: actin binding. The record is from RefSeq and is a predicted model, not a curated record.